CAAGAGCCAAAAUCGGCAAUGUUUACCAAGGACCAUAUGCACCAGAAGCUAGGCGGACACCGUUCAACGCCGCACUUGGCACGUGGGCUCUGCGGGGCUUAUGAAUGUUGCUGACAGCAACGAUUCGAUUAUCUGCAGUUAUGGUAGCAAGAUAUCCCCUGGACGCAUGCGCCGUCCCCUCUGGUUGCACAUGCAAGUCAAGUGUGUACAUAACAUCGCCGAUUCGCUCACUAUUCGGUCGGGUUGGGAGAUGACGUUCUAAUCCAAACCGGUCUGAGUUUUGCCUUUUGCUCUGCUCUGCUCCCUUUUUAUCUCGCGCUACCACGACGUGCAGCUCGCCCCAGAUGUCUGCGAGUGCGCCCAACGACCCGGAUGUGCUGAUCAUCGGUGCUGGCUUCUCGGGUCUGGCCAUGGCCAUCCAACUAAAGAAACGCGGAAUGACCAACUUCCUCAUCGUUGAAAAGGGAGGUGAUGUCGGCGGGACCUGGCGGUCGCAUACGUACCCAGUGAGUCAACGCCCAAGCAGCCGCGGCGCCCCGGCUUAUCCCCGCUGCAUGGCUCCGCCGCGGACGUCAACGCGCAUCUCUACUCGCUCGCAUCCGAUCUAAACCCAUCGUGGACGCACACGCGCGCCUCGCAGCCGGAGAUCCAGGCCUACCUCGUGUCCCUCGCCGGCAGAUACCAGCUGAGACCCCGGAUCCUAUUCGACACGCGGGUCGACGGGGCCGAGUGGCUGCCGGAUGAGAGACGGUAUCUUGUGAACCUAUCGCGAGGAGGGGUACUGAAGACGCGGGUCUUGAUUUGCGCGAUGGGGUUCUUCGACACUCCGCGCACGCCCAACUGUCCUGGGGUGGAAGACGACCUCUUCAAAGGGCCCAGUUUCCACUCCGCACGGUGGGAUCACAGCUUCGACUUGCGCGGCAAGCGGGUGGCGGUGAUAGGCAGUGGGCCCUCCGCAUCUCAGAUUGUUCCUGCGCUGUCGCGGCAUCCAGAAACGCAUGUCAUGCAGUACGCACGCUCGAAGAACUGGUUUGUGCCCUCUAUGUCCACGCCAUACUCGGCUUGGGCUCGUUGGCUAUUUUCCGCGAUCCCACUUCUCAUGAGGAUCUCUCGGUGGUACAAUUUCCUCACAAGCGAGAUGCGCUACCUCGCGCUGUUCAAGUUUCACACCCUGAACCGCGUGUCCCAGAACGUCGCACGGAAGUACAUGCGGGAAGAAACGCCAGGGCGGUAUCACGAUGCGUUGAUUCCAUCUGAAACCAGCGACCCAUACCUCAGACUUGGCUGCAAGCGUAUCGUAUUCGAUUCCGGAUACCUGGCCGCGCUCGCUCGUGACAACGUCACCGUGAUCCCGGAAGCCGUCGAGCAAAUCACGGAGACCGGAAUCGUUUCCAAGUGCGGCGAGCAGGGUUUCGACGCAAUAGUUUAUUGCACAGGCUACGUCUCGGACGGCUUUUCGAUCCCCAUUACAGGGAAGCAACGGAAAACAGUUGAGGAGUAUUAUAAGGAAAGCGGUGGCCUAAUGGCAUACAUGGGCACCUGCCUCCCCGGCUUUCCGAAUUUGUUCUUGAUCUCGGGGCCGAACACGAUCUCCGGCCAUCUUUCUGUAUGGUUCACAUCCGAGAUCCAGGCGCGAUAUAUCAGCGACCUCAUCCGUCCCAUCCUCGCAAACCGCGCGUCAAGCAUCGAGGUUGCGCAGUCAGCGACUGCUGCUUAUAACGAGAUGCUUCAGAGGAGGGCAGCUGGGACUGUAUGGGCUACAUGCCGGUCGUGGUAUACAUCCGAGGACACGGGCAAGUCGUAUGCGAUCUUCCCGGCAUCGAUGGUGCGUUUUUGGUGGUGGUUCCGCUGGGUGAGAUGGGCUGAUUACGAGAUCGCAUAAUGUCGAAUCUCCACAUAAGUCGGAAUAGAUAGAAACAUAGCCCGGAAGUCCCGUGAUUGGACGAGAUGUAGGUUGUUCAGGCACAUGGGCUACCCCACAUCGGUCUUCUUUGGUCUCAAUGAAGGUGAUAAUAUCAAAAGGGCACCGUGAUACUCCCAAUCCAGCACAGGCAGCCCUCGUUUCUCGUCUUGAACCAUCAGACAGUCUUACAUGGUCCUAGUGAGCACGAAACCAAGCUUUUCAAGCACUCGCAUGCUGCCCGCACUCCCCACGCAAACAUGCAUCUUGCGUGCGUUUAUUCUUGGGACGAACCACGUCGACAAGACCCCUGAGAACGCGGCAGUCAUGAUCACUCGCCGGUGAUGUGUCGGGGCAAGGAACUCUAGAGGGGAAUAUGCAGCGAGUGAACGACCGACCCAGCAAUCCCAAACAAGGCGGACGGCGGGAACAGUCAUGAAAAAGUCUGAAUCGAAGAACCGACGUACCAGAAACCUGCCACACGAGCUGCUCGUGCCCCGCUGCGCGAGCCUCGUAAUCAACGAUAUCCUGUGGGCACUCGGCACAUCGAACCACCCGCACCGUUUGAUAGAGACAUUUCUGACGUGGCUGUUUUCAGCGCCCGGACCACUACUUCCCGGAUCGCACGGAGCGGGCAGUUGCCGACCCGGUCCUCGUCUGCCGUCCGGAUGGUGUGCAACACGGACUGGGCCUGCGCAAUUUACGCGUCGUUGAGCAGCCGCGCGUCGUCGGGGCACCAGCUUUCAGUUGGCCUCGCAAGCCAGUUGUGCACCGCGGGAUCUCGCAUGAUGUGCAAGAGCGCUUCGGCGUCGGACGCGCGUGGUGGGGUGAUGAUGAAAUUGGCGUACGGGGGCGGGAGGCGGAGGUAAAGUUUGCCUGCGAUUGGAUGUGAUUUGCAUGCCUAUGAUAUGUUCGCGGGAAAUGAAGGGAAAGAGGAAGGGACGGACGCCAUUGCUUACAUAACCGAGUCAGCAGUGAGGACUCGAUUAUGUGACGCGAUCAAGAGUGAUGCGGGCAGCCCCACGGGCCCAACGCCCCCUUGACAUUUUGCGAUCGUCGACGACCCAGCUCGAGCGGUGGCCUCCCGGCUCCGACCACAGAAUGCAGCUCGAAUCACCUCCCGUAUUCAUUAGAAAUCAUAGAGCACGAUAAUGGAUGAUUGUGA
Mycena citricolor is the source of this 3065-nucleotide messenger RNA. Lineage: Eukaryota; Fungi; Basidiomycota; Agaricomycetes; Agaricales; Mycenaceae. The record is from the annotation of a GenBank genome assembly.